AUGGGAGGGCGGGGCCUGCCGCAGGAGGAGCGGGAUUUGACUGGCUGGCGCGAGCGGGCGGGCGGGGCUUUCCGCAGGAGCCGGGGCGCGCUGGGCACCGCGCCGGGCCUGGCUGGGCCCGGGGAGGCGGGCGCUGGAAGGCCGGCUCGGGGCGUCGCGUCGCGUCGCGUCCCCCGAGAGCGAGCGGCGGCGGCGAUGUGGGCGAAGGCGGGCCGGGACGCGGACGCGGAGGCGGACGCGGACUCGGACGGGGACCCGGCGUCGGAGCCGGGCCGUGCGGGCGCGCGGAGGCCGCGGGAGGCCGAGCAGGAGCAGCAGCGGCGGCGCGAGCGCAAGCGGCGGCGGCACGACGCGCAGCAGCUGCAGCAGCUGCAGCACCUCGAGUCCUUUUAUGAAAAACCUCCUCCUGGGCUUAUCAAGGAAGAUGAGACAAAGCCAGAAGACUGUAUUCCAGAUGUGCCCGGCAACGAACAUGCCAGGGAGUUUCUGGCUCACGCGCCAACCAAAGGACUGUGGAUGCCCCUGGGGAAAGAAGUCAAAGUGAUGCAGUGUUGGCGUUGUAAACGGUAUGGUCAUCGAACAGGCGACAAAGAAUGCCCUUUCUUUAUCAAAGGCAACCAAAAGUUAGAGCAGUUCAGAGUAGCACAUGAAGAUCCCAUGUAUGACAUCAUUCGAGAGAAUAAAAGACAUGAAAAGGAUAUAAGGAUACAACAACUGAAACAGUUGCUGGAGGAUUCAACCUCAGAUGAAGAUGGGAGCAGUACUAGUUCCUCAGAAUGUAAAGAAAAACACAAGAAAAGAAAGAAGAAAGAAAAGCAGAAGAAAAAGAAGAGAGAAAAGAAAAAGAAGAAAAAACGAAAGCAUAAAUCGUCCAAGUCCAACGAGAGCUCAGACUCAGACUAGUUGGAAUUUGGCCCUUUCCCAUCUCAAAGCUCAAAUGCUGUGGCAUGAGGGACAUUUGGGGGGUGCCUGUGUAGCUUCCACCCGCCUUUCAGGAGGAAGACCCCAGCAUGAGUGCCUUGUCUCCCAGCUUCACAGUCUGGACAGGCCUCUUCCAGCAGCGGCACAUCCACAGGGCCCCCUCUACUUGUCUUGGGUCAGCAGCCCUGUGCCAGGCCUGUGUCGGGCUG
Suncus etruscus (white-toothed pygmy shrew) is the source of this 1130-nucleotide messenger RNA. It is a transcript of the gene RP9, whose product is annotated as RP9 pre-mRNA splicing factor. The transcript is spliced from 7 exons. The record is from RefSeq and is a predicted model, not a curated record. Lineage: Eukaryota; Metazoa; Chordata; Mammalia; Eulipotyphla; Soricidae. Bases 1 to 903 code for a protein of 300 amino acids. Gene Ontology annotation, biological process: RNA splicing.